GUUCACUGCCCCCGCCGCAGCCUGCUUUGGAGAGGCAAAAUCGACCUCUUAUAAGGGAAUUCGCCCGACAGCCUGCUUCUUGCUGGUUUGCGCUUCGCCGCGAUAAUCACUUAAUACAGCCUGAUACGGGGUUUGGUUUCCACUGUCAUGUCGCCUUCGCAAAAUACAGCACACACACAGACGAGAAGAUUCAGCUGGAGAAGAUCAGAGCCAACCCCGACAAUGCCGGCACCUCUGCGGGCUACAACCUUUCCGCCUCCAAGCGGAUGGGUUCUGGAGACCGUCUAUGCGUACAAUCUGAGAUGGCCCAUCUUACGACAAUGGUUGUGUGAUACCUUCAAGAAGGAAGGUGGCCAAUUCAGCGAAAGCCAGAACUUGCGAGAAGAUGAGUUCAUUUUCUACGCGCCUCGGCAAUUACAGGAUCACGAGCGAACAUAUAUAGAUAUGAAUUUGCGAGAGACAGCAGAGAAGGACAAAGAUAGGCAGAAUGAGACAAGAGCCAGAACACCGGACCCCCCGAUGAUUCAGCGGCAAUACCCAUUUUGAUUUGGAUUUUGGAGGGGGCUCAAGGGGCUGAAUAGGCUGAUGGGCGCCAUUGAGAGAUAACUUGAGUUGUUCUUGAAGGGGCCAGAGGCGAUUUCAAGGGACCCUCUCUUCAAAAUUACCCAAAGAGUAUGAGUUAGUAACGAAAAAUGUAAACCCUUGCUCAAGAUUGAUUGGUCCAUGUGCUCACCGUACAGUCCAAUCCAAGCCGC
Molecule: messenger RNA, 755 nt
Organism: Colletotrichum scovillei
Lineage: Eukaryota; Fungi; Ascomycota; Sordariomycetes; Glomerellales; Glomerellaceae
Exons: 3
Coding region: 148-546 (132 amino acids)
Source: RefSeq, a predicted model, not a curated record